AUGCCGGGCACCUCGGAGCCGGCCUUUAUCUCGCUCGGCAUGGUUGUUCUCGACGAGCUCCGCUUUCCGGACGGGAGGGUUCUCCGCGACGUCCCCGGCGGCUCUGGGUUUUAUAGUACUCUUGGCGCACGCCUUGCGGUCCCGCAGAACGAGUCCGCGACUGUAUGCUGCCUCAUCACCGCAGGGUCUGACUUCCCAACUGCCGUGAGGCGGCAGAUUGAGGGAUGGGGUGUCACGACUCACUAUGAUGAGAUGCCGGACAGGCUAUCGACGAGAGGCCUCUUGGAAUAUGAGAAUGAUGCUUUUGGAAAAAAGACGUUUCAAUACACGACAACACCUCUGCAACCUGAUAUAGGCCGGGUUCCUCAAUCCCUUCUCCAAUCGUCGGUAAUCCACAUCCUGGCAACGCCAGAAGAUCUCGAACGAUAUUUCCAGUCUCUCACAACCUUCCGCGGUGAGAUGAAGACCACUCGGCCCCUGAUCGCAUGGGAGCCCUCACCCAUCAACAUCCACAACCGCGAAGAGGAGCACAUGCGAGCAAUCAGCCUGUCGGACAUUUGCUCACCAAACGACCACGAGCUCUUGCGUAUGAAGGGCAUUGACGAAGCCCCGGGAAUCCCCUACAACAGAGCAUUGAUCGAGCACCACGCCAACAGCCUCUCCAGCGACAAGAAGACAACGGGACGCCCUCCGUCGCACGAGGUGCGGAGGGGACCACGGGUCACGGUCAUAAGGUGCGGCGACCAGGGCUGUCUCACCAUUCCCCGGUGCGGCGAUCCGAUAUGGCUGCCCCCUUUUCACGACUACGGCUCGCCACACGUCGUGGACCCGACGGGCGCCGGCAAUGCCUUUCUCGGCGCCUUUUCAGUUGCUUUCGCGAGGACGGACGACGCCGUGCUCGCCUCAGCGUAUGGAUCCGUGGCGGCCAGCUUCGCUAUUGAGCAGAUUGGUCCGCCUAGGAGGGAGGUAGUCAACGGCAGGGAAUAUUGGAACGGGGAGGCGUUUGAAGACAGGCUGAGGCAAUAUCAGGACAAGGUCGCGACGUGGUCGACCGACGUAGUUUUACGAAGCGAGUGGACUAGAGAGUCUGGGUAUUCAUAG
Molecule: messenger RNA, 1101 nt
Organism: Colletotrichum orchidophilum
Lineage: Eukaryota; Fungi; Ascomycota; Sordariomycetes; Glomerellales; Glomerellaceae
Product: PfkB family carbohydrate kinase
Exons: 3
Coding region: 1-1101 (366 amino acids)
Source: RefSeq, a predicted model, not a curated record